GGGCAGAGCCUGUGAGCAACAUAGGAACGCUUAGAAAAUCCUGCCAAAUAAGCUCCUCUGCCUCGAGAGAGGGAAACUCGACAGGUUGAGCCUCUACGACAGUAGACUGUCGCCCUUCUGUCGUCUCAUCCGUUUUUUGUUGUUGCACUCACUGGUUGAGUGCACCGAGAGACUGAGGGGGAUUUUUAUUUUUUUUGUAUACACUUUUCUCUCCGCUUUUGUUUUGUAAACCGUGGAACCGUGGCGGCCUUUUCAGUAGCACGGUGCAAGGACCAGCUCCACUCACCAAAGAUGAGCCGCUGGCUGAAAUGCACCUCCAUGCACUUUAAUACAGACUGGAACAAAUAUGAUGAUCGGCUGAUGAAGGCCGUGGAGCGGAGCGAGGUGGACAAGGUGGCCGCCGUCCUCGGCAAGAAGGGCAUCAUCCCCACCAAGCUCGACGUGGAAGGACGCUCGGCGUUUCAUUUGGCUGCAACGCGAGGACACCUAGAGUGUCUCAACCUCAUCCUGGGACACAGUGUUGAUGUCACUGCGACUGAUGCAACUGGCAAAAAUGCUCUUCAUCAGGCUUCAAGAAAUGGUCAUUCUCUGUGUGUGCAGAAACUCUUGCAGCACAACAGUCCAGUUGGAAAUGUGGACCUACAAGGAAGAACAGCUCUGCAUGAUGCUGUCAUGGCCGGCUGCUCCUCAAGCGUGAAACUUCUCUGUGACAGCGGGGCUUCUGUGAAUGCCACUGAUUUCGAUGGCAGGACACCUCUGGUGCUGGCAACCCAGAUGUGUCAUCCACGCAUCUGUCACCUGCUGCUGGAGCGAGGGGCUGACAUCACCACCCGGGACAAACAAAACAAGACGGCGCUGAUCCUGGGCUGCGAGUACGGCUGUAAGGACGCGGUGGAGGUGUUGCUGAAGAGCGGCACCGACGUGAAGGCCGUGGACGGCUUGGGCCACGAUGCGUUUCACUACGCUCGCCUCAGCAAGAACCUGGAGCUCGUUUCGAUGGUCAAAAGUUACCUCGACAAAGCCACCAGAGACAAAGAAACCGCGAAGAUGGAGCAGUGGAAGCGACAGCAUUCAGUGGAGAGAUCCGAGGCAGCUGAGGUCAACAGAAGGGAUCAGAUCAUACAUGACUUGGAGAGGCAGAACGAGACCCUGCAGGAAAGUCUUAGGAAGUACCACCAGGACCAGAGAGCCUUGUUGGAUAAAGUCAACGUGCUGCAGCAACAGCUCACACAGGAAAAGAUCACUGUGGAAGACGCUCAAAAAGAGAAGGAUCAGCUGAAGCUGUUACUGACUUCCAAAGAGAGAGAGGAAGGAGCUCGAGGCCAGGAGACGGUCAAGGUUCAGCUCCGGAGCACUUUGGGGGACUACUCUGGACAGUCCGUUAUCAAAGGUAAAGAAAACAUUUUGGUCAAACAAGCUCACAGCCUGGACUAUGAACAUCUCCCGAAAGCUGCCAUUUCGCGCUCGCUGUCUCGACCUCCAGAGCAGAGUCAUCCCGCUGCAGGCUGGGACGUCUCCGGUGAACUGGAUGCCCUCCGACGUGAACUUGAGGCGGUCAAGAGAAGACAAGCGGCAGCAGAUGAAGAGACGACGCGGCUUCAGACGACCCUGAACCGUAAGAACCGAGAGUGCCAAGAGCUGGUUGUUAGCCGAGACACCAUCCAGAAACAGGCCGACCAGCAGAUUCAAGAACUGGAGGACGCCCUGGGGGACGUCCAGAAGAGGAUGCUGGAUUCUGAGGGUAAGGUCAAACAGCUGCAGGCCCAUGUCGUCGCUGUUAAGGAGCACUUGGGGGGCCAGGCGACGGAAGAGCUGCGAGCUCAGCUCCAGGACGUCAAGGCCAAGUAUGAAGGAGCUUCGGCCGAAGUGUGUCGCGUUCGCAACCGCCUCAAACACAGCGAGAAAGCCUUGGAGGAGUACAAGAGCAGCGAGAGCCAGCUGUCGACGGAGGCAGAAAAGCUGAACCAGGAGCUGGGAGCUGUGACCGCGGACAGAGACGAACUAGCGGAAACCCUUCUGGAAAUGGAAACCCACUUAAAGGAGACCUUGACUAAACACGGCAACACGGUGCCAGCCGAGAAGUUUGACAACAUGAAAAACCUGCUGAGCAACGCAGUUGACGAGAAGGAACGGCAGAUCGCCGAGCUGCGGGAAGACUACGACCGCGUGCUGGAGGAGGUGUCGGAGCUCCAUCGGAAGCUGGACAGUCCGUCGUCCCAGGGAGCACCGGGGGCGAUGUCCGCCGAGGAGCAACAGAAGAUACGGGAAGCCCUCGAAGAGCAGAAUGCCUCUUUGAAAAGGAAACUGGCCGACGUGACUGCCAGAAGCCAGGGUCUAAUUCAGGAGGUCGAGGAGAGCGAGGAGGAGCGGGAUAUACUGCGAGAGCAGCUGGAUGAGCUCAACAGCAGGAUUGACGUCGACUACGUUCCCAUGAAGGCGCACGACGACGCCCGGAGGAACAUGGUCACGGCGUUGGAGGAGCUGGAGGACAAACUGGUGGAAGCCAGCGAACGUUACGGAAAAGCAGAAGGGCGAGUCCAGCAGCUUCAGUCCGAGAGGCCGGCGCUGCAGGAGAACAUCAGCAGUCUGCAAAGCGCCAGCGAGAGACACCUGAGCGAAAUGGACGCUCUGAGAUCUCAGAAUGCCGACCUGGUGAAGAAACGUGAACUUUUGCAGAGGAGAUGUGACGACCGGGACAAAGAGUGUGUGCAGCUGACGGCGCAGAGCCAGACUCUGAAGCAGAGCUUGGAGGGAGAGUAUGUGCCCAGGCGGCAGCACGAGCAAGUGAAGGUGGAGUUGAGCUCCACCUUGGAGAGCGUUAAAGCCGAGAGGUUGAAGUCGGAGACCAAGGGUAAAGAAAGUAGGGAGGAAGUGAGGAGCGUGAAAGAAAGAAAUGAAAAGUUAAAAGAAAAGUUGGAAAAAGUCCAGUUGGAGAUGGAAAAAGACUAUGUGAGCGUGAAAGACCACCGAGCCAUCACGGACGAGUUGAACGCCGCUGUGCUCGAGGCGGAGAAGAGGGCGAGCGAAGUGUCGGGGAAUUAUGUGUUGGCUCGGGAGGAAACGGCGAAGCUUACCCGAGAACUGGAAGCACAGAAGAAAGAACUCGAUACCAUACAGGAGGCUAUCCAGUCCAAGUUUAUUCCACUGACGGCCGCUGAGGAGAAAGACCACUCUCACAGUGCGCAGGUGAAGGAGCUGACGGUCAAGCUGUUGGAGACGCAAGAGAAGUGUAACAGAGAAACGUCUGCAGGGGAGCGCAUCAAACGGGAGAACGAGAAACUAAAAGUCGAGAUGGAGUCCGUUCAACGGAGACUCGACUCGGCUGUAGUUACCAGUGAAAAGCACAAGAAUGUGGAGGAGGAGUUCAAGGGUGAAUUUGAGGGAUUAACUCAGAAGUUGGUCAAGUUGGAGCAGCAGCACGAGGAGGUAACGCUUCAGAAAGAGGAUCUCCGAGAGCAGAACGCCCUCGGCAGCACUCAGAUCCAGAAUCUCCAGGAGCGUCUGAAAUCGGAGUUGACACGGAUUGCGACAUACGACACGGAGCUUAAAGCGCUCCAUGACGCCAUGCAGCAAGCCCAGGCCGAUUGCAAGAAGGCAAGAGAGGCUCAGCAGGAGGAGGCCCACAGGGUGUGCGCCUUGCAGAAGGAGGUUCAGGAGCGCCGCGGGGAUGAGACUUCUCUGCUGCAACAACAAGCCAAGGCCAAGGAAGCCCUGGAGGCUGAGGUCGCAAAGCUUCGUCUGGCUCUCCGCGAAGAGGAGGAGAACGGCGCCCAGAGGGCCGAAGACGUGUCGGCCCUGCAAUCGGAGCUCCUUCGGGCCACGCAGGCUCUCGAGGAAACCGACUACAAAGAAGACCAAAUGAACCGGCUGACGACGGAGAAGCUGCAGCUGGAGGAGGAGGUCGCCAACCUGAGCAACAAGCUUCUGAGUUUAGCGGAGGAGAGCGACGAGGCCCGUCGGCAGGCGACGCAGGCGAGGGACGGCGAGGGCAGAGCCCGGACAGAGAUGGAGGCCGUCCAGGAGAAGGGACGCGCCAUCGAGAGAGAAAUCGGCCAGCUGAAGGAGCGAUACGACAAGUCGCUCACCACCAUCUGUGAUCUUCAAAAGGGGAUUCAGAAAUCAGCUCAGCAGACGGAAACCAAAGACAAAAAGAUCACAGAGUUGCUGACGGAUGUGGAGCGGUUGAAGCAGGCACUAAACGGUCUGUCUCAGCUGGCGUACACGAGCAGCGCGCCCAAUAAGAGACAGACGCUGCACAUCGACACACUGCACGGCCAGAUCAAGAGCCUCCAGCAACAGCUGGAUGAUGCCGAGAGGCAACACAGAGAGGUGGUUUCCAUUUACCGGACUCAUCUUCUCAGUGCUGCACAGGGCCACAUGGACGAGGACGUGCAGGCCGCCUUACUGCAGAUCAUCCGCAUGAGACAGGAGUUUGUGUGUUAAAGCUUCGAAAACUAAAUGCUGCUGCCUGCUGACUCAAAUCCACCAUUUCCACAUCUUCCCCUGCUGUGGCCCCUGUGGGUGCCCUGUGUGUGCGUGUGUGUGUGUGUGUGUGUGUGUGUGCGUCCGCGUGUGUGUUUGUCAUUUGGCAACAUUUCCAAAACAAGCUUCUUCUAAUUAUUAUAAUUUUUUUUUUAGUAUGGCUGCACUUUGGUUCCCAAACAUCAAUGUUGUGGGUAAAAGUGAAUGACCGUAGAUUAAGAUACAAAUUAUUUCAACUUGCGACUGGAAAACUGUCCUUAAAAUGGUUAUUUUCUUGUUUGUUUGUUUUUUUUCUUGGAAGAGCGCAAGGAAAAAUAAUCCGUAGAAUCGCUGAUCCUGCUUUUGAUUCGAAGGUCGCAAAAAAAAAAGUUCAAUUGUUUCAAGUGGACCUUAAAGGCAGAAUGAAAGAAACAAACCAAGAAUCCCUCUUUUUAUUAUUUAUUAUGAAUCCCUCUUAAUCGAAGCUUUCACUCGUGAAACAAACAGCAAGCGACGAAUUCUACUCAUUGAGCCUUUUUGAAGGGCGGUUUCUCCACGUUACAAGUCUGAACACUGAAAUCGGUUAAAUUCGCUGUAAUUAUUCCUCCUGUUGGUUCUGGAUACUAAAAGUCAGUCAACACUCACCUGCAGACAGGAUGUAUAUGAGGAGUUCUUGGUGCUCUUCCACCAAUAGAGUGUAAGAGACGGAGGCUCUGUGCAAAAACACAUUUCAAAGUUUAACCAUUGCUGAUAUAUAUAUAUAUAUAUAUAUAUAUAUAUAGUAUAAUAUGUAUUCAGUGUGCUACUGUCUUUCAAAUGCCCUCUUUUUGUUUGGACAUCGCCAAAGAAUAAGUACAUUUUGCUCUAAAAUCUCUUUAAAGACACCCCUCACAUGCAGUAUGGACAGAAGGAUCGAUAACGGCAUCCAGUAAAUGUUUUGUUUUUGUAUGCACAUGUUGGCAGAAUUGUUUUAAGACUGACUUAAAAGAAUGAACCUGCCCUUUGACCUUGUUCACGUCGGCUACUUUCUCGAGACGUUCGAGUCUCUCUUUACUCAUUUUUUUGUGGCGCAGUUAUCGUCUCCUGGAGGUCCAGACUAGCACUCGUGAUUGCAGACUCCAUCCAAAAAACCUGAAGAGGGUGAAUAAAUCCAAACCUGGACUCGCCUUCUUUUUUUCUUUCUUUUUUUUUUUGCAAUCCGGUAAAUAUGAAUGUAACGACAGCUUUCCGAGUCACGUCGCUCACACAGCUUCAGUCUGGACGUGGCUUGUGCUGGAUUUGAGUCGUGGAGGGAGUGGAGUGGAGUGGAGUGGAGGUUGCAGUGGCACGUCGUCCUUUUUGUUGAACCCAGAGUGUCCUCUAGUGGAGAGACUUGGCAGGCCAAGUUGUUAGAAGUUGUAAUAAUCGGUGUGGC
Molecule: messenger RNA, 5875 nt
Organism: Cyclopterus lumpus (lumpfish)
Lineage: Eukaryota; Metazoa; Chordata; Actinopteri; Perciformes; Cyclopteridae
Gene: uacab
Product: uveal autoantigen with coiled-coil domains and ankyrin repeats b
Exons: 19
Coding region: 292-4443 (1383 amino acids)
Molecular function (GO): actin binding
Source: RefSeq, a predicted model, not a curated record